CUCUCUCUCUCUCUCUCUCUUCCUGUCUGAUUUUAAAUACAGAGUCUUGUCCGACUUUUAUUUUUUUUAAUAAUUGACACAGGAUUUGAUCGUACCGAACGAAAGCGAAGAUUCCAUUGACGAAUCCGAGAAGGCGAGAAGGUUCGAAGCUCAGUGACGAUCAUCGUCACCCAAUUUGACUCAAUUCACUUUUUGAGGUUUCCGUAAUUCUCUUUUUUUCCACAAUUUAUCUCAAGUUCGGUUUUUUAGACGGGUUUCAGAAUUUGGGGAAAGAGAUCCAUGGUUGUGUUCGGUUAAUGGAAUAAUUGCUUUGGUUUGAUACUAACAAGACAGGAGACAAACCAUCUUCGUGAAUCUUAUAACAUUAUGUUUUAUUUCAUGCAGUGAAUAAAACAAAAGAUCCAAAGGAGUUUUAAUUUUUGUGUGUUUAUUGAUGGGAGAGGAGAUUUCAAACAGAGUGAACCUGGAUUUGAAUCUGGGGCCUGGCCCUGAGGUAACUAAUGCUUCUGCUUGGGGUAAUGGACCAUUGAAUGGAGAAUCUGAACCUCUGAGAAGGUUUUGGUCGAGUUUAAGACAGGUAGAUGUUCGUCAGGUUCCUCCUGGGGAGACUCAUAGCCCAUUGAUAGAGUUGAGUCAGUUAAUCAUCCCCUCUGCCUUACCAGCUGGCGAGGAGGAGUCUAAGAAGUGCGAGAACGGGAACAAAGUGGUUGAAGAAGAGAAUGUGAGAGAGGAGAAGAGAGUUGUUGAGAAGAGCGUUGGAAGCGAAGGGAGCUUUUUCGAUUGCUAUGUGUGUUUGGACUUGUCUAAAGAACCGGUUGUAACCAACUGUGGACAUCUCUUCUGCUGGUCUUGUCUUUACCGGUGGCUACAGGUCUCGGAAGCGAAGGAGUGUCCGGUUUGCAAAGGGGAAGUAUCGGUGAAAACCUUGACUCCAAUCUAUGGCCGUGGGGAGAAGAACAAAAGAGUCUCUGGAGAGGGGGGUUCAGACAAGAACAAGAAGAUCCCAUCAAGACCUCAAGCGAGGCGUGUGGAGAGUCUGAGGACUACUCUUGAGAGGUCAGGCUAUGUAGGGACGGAAGGGAUUAGACAAAGGGAACCUAGGACAGGAGAAACAACAGCUAGACAAUUUCUUAGCCGGGUUAUGACUUCAAGAGGAGUUAGAGCAGAGCAGAACCAGUCUAGUGCACCACUGGUGGCGGCACCGUUAGAUGAUUUUAGACAGAUGGGGGCAGCCAUCAUCCAGAGGCAGAUGAUGCAGGCAGCAAGAUUGACGGUGCCGUUUUCUCCUGUGUUGACUGCUGCUGAGAGAUUAGAGGAUGCUUAUUUGAUGAGGCAUACGUUUGAUGAGCAGCUCAACAACGUUCCUACUGUUGGUGGGGAGGACAGAGAUUCGUUCUCAAGCAUAAUUGGGGUGAUGAACUCAGAGAGUCAAGUUGAUACUGCAGCUGAGAUUGAUUCUAUGGUGACUGUUUCGACUUCUUCAUCUGUGAGAAGGCCACAUGAGAACAACGGUUCAAGGGUCUCUGAUGUAGACAGUGCAGAUUCUCGUCCACUGAGGAGGAGGAGAUUGGCUUAGAGUGGUUUACGACUUUCAUGCAAUUUUAAUUGUUUUUGUUUAGUUUAGUUUUAUUUUUUGGAUUUUGGAUUUUUGAACUUUUUGGUUUAUGCUUAGGGAUGAUUAUUGAGUCAAAAAAAAUUAAUAAUAUAGUCAACCGCUUAUAUAUAAAAUAUAUCUGUUCAGAUUA
Messenger RNA from Brassica napus (rape), 1745 nucleotides. RefSeq lists its product as uncharacterized. Gene Ontology annotation, biological process: ubiquitin-dependent protein catabolic process. Bases 434 to 1576 code for a protein of 380 amino acids. Gene Ontology annotation, molecular function: ubiquitin protein ligase activity; ubiquitin-like protein conjugating enzyme binding. NCBI's taxonomy places the organism in Eukaryota, Viridiplantae, Streptophyta, Magnoliopsida, Brassicales, Brassicaceae. The transcript is spliced from 2 exons. Gene Ontology annotation, cellular component: endoplasmic reticulum. The record is from RefSeq and is a predicted model, not a curated record.